GAAAAAAGGUCUCCUAGCGACACCUCCUCCUUUACGGCAAAUGGAAUAUGGCGGAGAGGGAGAAAUCUCUAAACGGACUAGAGCUCAGCAAGGAAUGGCAGGAGGCUGCAGACAGCAGAGCGGAGCUGCUCCGCUACCUGAAGGAACAGGUGCCGCAGAUCUUCUGCCUGAAGGACCAGUCCAGCCCUCAUGAAGAAGAGUUAAUGCAGAGCCGUCUCCUCCACCCUCUGGAGUGCUUCCUGUUUGGAGAAGAUCCACAGGAGGGUCUGGAGAAGCUCAAACAUGGCAGCCCCGCUUCUCAGUUGUGUGGGCGUGUAUUCAAAGAGGGAGAGACUGUCUACUCCUGCAGGGAUUGUGCAAUAGACCCCACGUGUGUGCUGUGCAUGGACUGCUUCCAGGAUAGCGUUCACAAGAGCCAUCGUUACAAGAUGCAUGCGUCAUCAGGAGGGGGGUUCUGUGAUUGUGGAGAUGUGGAAGCCUGGAAGAUCGGCCCUUGUUGCUCCAAACAUGACCCUGGGGCAGCCACUGCCAUGGUAACGGAUGAUUGCGUGCUGGAGCCUGAGUUAUAUGACCGCGCUGACAGGCUCUUCCGGGUGCUGCUACAGUACGUCACAGAGUUUCUGGUGUGGGAGGAGAACUUUGAGCUCCCGGCUGAACUGGAGCCUCGGGCAAAAGAGGACGCGUACUACUGCGUGCUGUACAACGAUGAGCACCACUCGUACGACCACGUGAUCUACACCCUGCAGCGGUCAGUGCUCUGCGAUCCGGCUGAGGCACAGACACAUACGGCGCUUAUUGAUAAGGAGGGUCGGAGGGCAGUCAAGAGAGGAAACCAUGACGACUGCAAGCGAGUAAAAGACGACAUCAGGAGAAAUUCGGAGCACAUUUCCUUGCAGCCGCUGCGCGUGGAGAUCCUCCACGCUGCAGUGAUGGCUCAUCAAACGUUCGUGCUGCACCUCGGCUCUUGGUUCCAGAAGGUCAUCGGUUACUCAGUGGGCUUCAGACAGGCGUUCUGCCAAGUGGCUCUAGAGCCAAACACUGACAUAGAUCGUCCGUGUCUCAUCAGCAGACUCAUGCUGCACGAUGCCAAAAUGUACAAAGGAGCUCGCAAGAUUGUACAUGAGCUAAUUUUCUGUUCCAUUCUAAUGGAGACGGAAUUCAAGAGGUUUUUUGCGAUUGAGUUUACUAAGCAUUACAUGCAGCUGCAGAAGGACUUUAUCAAUGAUGACCAUGAGAGGAGUAUAUCCAUCACUGCUCUAUCUGUUCAGAUCUUCACUGUUCCAACAUUAGCCAGACAACUGAUCGAAGAGGACAAUGUCAUCAAAGUGAUAGUUGGUACAGUCAUGGAACUGCUGCGUGAACAUCUGAAUGACAGUAAUCGUUUUUUCUUCCUGGGCUACAACUCUGACAAGUUCUCACGCAUCCAGGUCAUCUUCCACGACCUCAGGUAUAUUCUGAUCAGUAAACCCUCAGUCUGGACUGAAGAGCUGCGUAGACAAUUCCUAGAAGGAUUCAAAGAUUUCCUCGGACUUCUCAAAUGCAUGCAGGGUAUGGAGGAAGUGAAGCGGCAGCUUGGUCAACACAUUGCAGUGGAGCCAGAAUGGGAGGCCGGCUUUACUCUGCAGAUCCAGCUCCGGCACAUUCUUGCAAUGUUUCAAGACUGGUGUUCGUCUGAUGAUGAGAUCUUACUGCUUGCAUUUAAGGAGUGCCACAAAUGCCUGAUGCAGUGCAGCAACCAGCCCUUCCGUAGGAGCCCCACUGACUACUACAUGUGCAAGCACAUCCUCCACGUUCGUCCAUAUAAAGUCUCUCAGGAGCCUGUCAGCAUACAUUUGCCAGUUUCCAGGCUGUUGGCCGGACUGUACGUGCUUCUGUGUGGAACAGGGGCAAUCGAACGCCUGGAGAACCCCGAGAGUUAUGACUUCACCCAGCUGGCAGAGCAUCCGCUGCGCUGUGUGGUACUUGCUGCACAGGUCUCAGCCGAAAUGUGGCGGAGAAAUGGCCUUUCAUUGGUCAGCCAGGUCUACUACUAUCAGGAUGUGAAAUGCAGGGAUGAGAUGUACGACAAGGAUGUCGUCAUGCUUCAGAUAGCUGCUUCCAAAAUGGACGCCAACCACUUCCUCAUGUUGAUCUUAUUGCGGUUUGAGCUCUUUGAAUAUUUUAAUGGAAGUUGUACAAGUAAAGACCAGGAUGAGUUGAUGCAGUGGAACCGUUUGACAGAAGAGAUGCUGUACCUGCUCAUCGUCAUCACUGGUGAGCGCUACGUCCCUGGGAUCAGUCAUGUGACCAAAGAGGACGUGACAACGAGGGAGGUCGUCCACCUGCUGUGCAUUGAGCCUAUGGCUCAUAGUAGCCUGGUCAAAAGCCUGCCAGAAAACGAAAGUCGUGAAACUGGCCUGGAGGCAGUAAUCAGCAAAGUUGCCACCUUCAAGAAACCAGGAGUCUCUGGACAUGGAUUAUAUGAAGUAAAAAAAGCGUGUCUACAAGAAUUCAACCCUUUCUUCUACCAUUACUCAAGAUCCCAGCAUAGCAAGGCAGAAGAGUCUCAGAAGAAGAGGAGAGUUCAGGAGGGCAAUGAUAAAGCUCUGCCUCCACCAGUGCCCCCUGCCUUUUGUCCACCUUUCUCCAACAUCGUGCGUCUCCUCUCUUGCGACAUCUUCAUCCACAUCCUGAGACAUGUCCUGCAGAGAGCUGCAGAAGACCGACCAACUCACUGGACAGAAGCCAUGAUCCAGAGGGCCCUGCAUCUGAUUGGUCAAGCUUUGCUGGAAGAGAAAUCCCAGCUUGAGGACAGCAGCGUGGACGAAGUGACGUUUGAUUUCAGCCUGAAGGCCCGCAUGAUCGGUUCAGAACAGGGCAAGUCACUGUUCCUCUUGUUAUCCAAGGUUAAGGCUUUGCCUUCCCUUGAAGCUCAAAAAGACAUGAUCAAAUGGAUUCUGCAGAUGUUUGAGAUCAUUAAGUGCCUUAGAGAGAACUCCAGUCCAGCUGUGUCCAUGAACAUGGAAACAACUAAGCCAGAAGAGAGUGCUCAGGACAAAGAGAAAGCUGAGCGCAAAAGGAAGGCGGAGGCUGCUAAACUCCACCGGCAGAAGAUUAUGGCCCAGAUGUCGGCAAUGCAGAAGAAUUUUAUUGAGUCAAACAAGAUGCUUUAUGAGAACAUGCCUGAGAGCGGGACACAAGGAGAACCUGUUAUGUCUACAGAGAGCUGCGCCAUGGAGCAGAGGGAGCUGUGUGUAGCUGUCGGGCCUCAUCGCGGGUCCACCCCAGCCGAGAGGGAGGUGCUGACUUGCAUUCUUUGCCAAGAGGAGCAGGAAGUUGUGGCUCACGCUCAAGCCAUGGUUCUGACUGCCUGUGUCCAAAGGUCCACGGUGCUGACGCAGUGCAGAGGAAAAAUACCAACCAACAAAGCAGAUGAGCCAGGGACAUCGUAUCCCCUCUUCAUGCCUCCUGAGCUGGCCGUCGGGACCCACACCGGCAGCUGUGGACAUGUCAUGCAUGCCACAUGUUGGCAAAAAUAUUUUGAGGCAAUCCAAGACACAACCAGGAACCGGCUCCAUGCUGAGUUGAUCAUCGACUUGGAGAAUGGAGAAUACCUGUGUCCCUUGUGCAAGUCCUUGUGCAAUACUGUGGUUCCUCUCAUACCGUUAGAGCCACUAUCAUUUAACUACGAAAACGCGGAGAUAAUUGGACAGCAUUUGACACUGCCUCGCUGGAUCCAGAUCAUCUCUGCCAGGAUUAAAGGACUCAAGUCAGUCACUCAGGAUAACGAUUGCAACACAGAAGGUAGUAGUAGUGGCACUGGUAGCACUGGACUGUGUGGAGAAGGCCAGCCAGACUUUAGGUCUAUUCUCAGCUAUGGAGUUCAAGAACCGAGAAGGUUCUCGAAGAGCAUCACAGAGAUGCUGGUCGUCUGCGCCACCACAGUCCACAGAGUGGGGCUGAAGACGGCACCUAACGAGCUGUGCCCCCGUGUGCCCCUUAUGGCCUGGAACACCUGUGCCUUCACUAUUCAGGCAAUAGAAAACAUAUUGCAAGAAGAAGAUAAGCCACUGUUUGGGUCAUUACAAAACAGACAGCUUGCAGGUCUGAAGGCAAUCGUUCAGUUUUCAGCAUCACAGAGACUAAAGAGCUCUCAGGCAGUCAUCCAGAGGCACUUUGCAGACAUGUUGGGGGUCUUACUACCCGCAAUGAGCAGAAAGAACACACCUUGUCUUCUGGAAGUGGACUUCUUCCAUCUCCUGGUUGGAUUGGUGUUGUCCAUACCCUCAUUGUAUCAGGAGGAAACGGUCGACCUACAACCGUCUGCUGUCAGCUCCGCCUACAACCACCUGCACAUCUUACAUCUGGUCACCAUGGCUCACAUGCUGCAGAUCCUCUUGUCUUCUACAGAUUUCCCAGCAGUGGGUGGAGGAGAGGAGACGGAGGAAGCAAGAACAGCUGCAGAGUUGUACACUACAGUGUCACAAUACUGUGGAAGGCUGAAUUCAGACGUGUCCGGCGGCUCCGUAGCAGAAAGAGUGAAGACGGGAAUCGAACCGUUCCUGCGCUGUGCGGCUCUCUUUUUCAAUUGCCUUUCGGGAGUGCAGCCUCCAGAGGGGCUUUUUAGCACUUCUGUUAACUCUCAAGGACAGACUGAGGCACUAUGCAGUUACUUGGCACUGCCCUCCAAUAUGUUCCAGCUCUUCCAGGAGCACAGAGACACUGUUACUCCACUGCUUCAGAAGUGGUGUGGGAGCCCAGCUAUUACCAAAGCACUGAAAGGCAAAACCCAGAUAGUCAGAUACCCCAGGAGAAGGAAUCGCUUGAUUGAUCUUCCUGAGGAUUACAGCGCCCUCCUCAACCAAGCCUGCCAUUUCCAGUGUCCAAAAUCAACGGAUGAUGAAAGGAUGCAUCCGACGCUGUGUCUGUUUUGCGGGGCGAUGCUUUGCUCUCAGAGCUCCUGCUGUCUCAGCCAGCUGGACGGGGAAGAUGUGGGAGCUUGUACUGCGCAUGCUGCUACCUGUGGGGCUGGAGUGGGCAUGUUCCUCAGGAUAAGAGAGUGUGAAAUUGUACUGAUGGCCAGUAAGACUAGAGGAAGCACGUACCCGGCUCCUUAUUUGGACGAUUAUGGGGAGACUGAUCCUCAUCUUGGAAGGGGCAAUCCGUUGCACCUUUGCCCAGAGCGCUACAGGAAGCUGAACCAGCUGUGGCAGCAGCACUGCAUCCUGGAAGAAAUCGCCCGCAGCCUGGAGGUGGUCAACGUUAUGUUUGCCUUUGAGUGGCAGAUGUUGUGAUGAUCGCUCCAGCUGUGGUGACGGGGAGUAGAAGAGCACAGCCAUAGAGUACAGUCGCAUCCAGUGCUCCUAAGGAAUACACCUACACGCAUAAACACACACACACAAACACAGUUCAAACCCUUCUAUAAUCAAAUCAAACCCUUCUAUAAUCAAAGGAGGCCCAAUCCCUCCCAGGUGAAUCCUCUGUUAGAGUCCAGAGUGGUGGGACGGUCAUAGAGGAAGAAGAGGAAAAAAUAAUGGCCGGUGAUGGAUGACGAUUAAACCCAAGUCGCCUUGUUUCAGUUUGAUUGUCUGCGAUGAGAAUGAGUUUCUGCUAGAGUAAUGUUAUUUGAGAGGCUCAUUCAAAUAAAGGCAAACAUUAGACACACAGCAUCAUGUUUCUGUUAUGGGUUUAUGUAUUUAAUUUCUCUCAGUAAUGCCGUGAAUGUCCUGCGUUCUCUUUUUGUGUUACACGUUAUGAUUAUAAGUUAUAAUUGUUCAGCUAUGCUGUUUUGGAAGGUACAUUCAUGUGAAAAUGUUUAGGCAUGGUCAAAUAUAUUUCAUCCAUCGCCCCUUUAUCCAAAUAAUGGAACAAUAACCUGCUGUCACCUGCUUAUAUAUACACACACACAUGUAUGGGGUAAAAAUGCAAAAAACAUUAUUUUCAAAAUUGCAUCCAGUAUUCUAAUAAGUAUACAAACCAUGUCUCCCUGUGUUCCUGAUGUAGAGUCACUUGAUGAUAAGCAGCCUUUUUGGUGCCACUUUUCUGAAAAUCACUCACAAGUCCUCAUCAAUCUUAUCCAACGAACAACAGAAACAUUUCCAGCGCAUUAUGAAAAUGUAAGAUCCCUUUUAGAAAAACUGUUAUUAAACCAAAAUCUAUCAUCAGAUGUUCACUAUAUGAUUGUAAUGAUUAAAACUUGCUGAAGGGACCAUGGUGAGGCAGGUUGUCGCAUUUUAUCCCGUGUUAACUCACUUAAUAUAAAGUGAAUUAUUUAAACAAAAAUGUAGCAAUAUUCUGUUUAUGAAAGAAAUGCACAUUUUAUUGAAAAAAAGGGGGGUUUUAUCUUUCCAGUCAUUUAGUGUCAGCCGUUUUAGGGGGAAAAAAAGAAAAUGUGUGAAUAUGUAAUUUCUUCCUUUGCAGAAACAGAUUUUUGUGUUGUUUGAUUACAUUGACUUACAGGAUGUGGAAAUAAAGAUACAAGCCAGUCUA
Molecule: messenger RNA, 6468 nt
Organism: Mugil cephalus (flathead mullet)
Lineage: Eukaryota; Metazoa; Chordata; Actinopteri; Mugiliformes; Mugilidae
Gene: ubr1
Product: ubiquitin protein ligase E3 component n-recognin 1
Exons: 47
Coding region: 48-5273 (1741 amino acids)
Biological process (GO): protein ubiquitination; ubiquitin-dependent protein catabolic process via the N-end rule pathway
Cellular component (GO): ubiquitin ligase complex; cytoplasm
Molecular function (GO): zinc ion binding; ubiquitin protein ligase activity
Source: RefSeq, a predicted model, not a curated record